UCACGCCCUGUCCCUGCUGUGCUGCUUUUUUUUUGCGGGGUCCCUGCUGUGCUGCUUGUGUUGCUGAUUUUUUGGUAUUGAAAUGUGCUAAAUCGUUGCGUGAUUCAGUCAAUUCCUUCGUCAGAUUUCAUCACCAAUUUGACGGAUUUGGUUAUAUCGGCAUGAAUCACUUUGGAUUUUUUGAGGGAGUGUAUCCCUGUACCUAUAGGUAGCUCUUCUGUUUUGUCCCUGAAAAAAAAAAUACGUUUUUAAUCGAAAAUUGGGGCAAAACAUGCCGAACGCCGUAUACGUACAGAGCUCUACCGUAUACGUAGACGGAAGCAGACUAAAUAAAAAGUUGACUUUAUUGUCGAAGAAAGAAAAAAAAUAAUCCAGCAACAUGACAUAGAACCAGCCUGAUCUUGAUAGCGUGAGAAAAAGAAAAAAAAAGAUCGAGACUCGACCACGGGCGGACCCGAAGGAACAGCUGGCGUCGAACCCAAACCUGGCUGCCUCGGUCGGUCGGUAGCCUGUAGUACACCGUAUACGUAGAAAAUACGCUACCGUAUGCGUAGCGAACAAGCUACCAUCUACGUAGCGCAGUCGGACCCGAUACAUCGUAUAAUACAGGUCGUCGACGCCCUAAUUUGGCAAAAGCUUUUCCGCGCGAUCGAUCGGAAGAGUUCUCGCGCGAAAAAGAAACCUCCAGCUCCCCGCUCCGCUCGAAUCGCCCCGCCGCCAUGGCGCAUCACCGGCGCCGCAGCUGCCUGCGCCGUGUCCUCACCAUCGCCGGCGGUGUGUCAGCCGGCCUCCUCCUGCUCGCCGGCGGCCAUACCUACGCCCACGGUCAGUUCUUCUCGCCGGGCUCGCUGCCCCUCGGCCUCGGCCUCGGCGCCGACCGCUCGCCGCCCUUCGCCCCGCCGCCCUUCGCUCUCUCGCCGCUGCCGCCCUACCUCCUCUCAGAUCCGGAGGCCGAUGCCUCGCCCCCGCAGCCGGAAGCCGACCUCCCGCGGCGCCUUCUGCCCCUCCACCGCUCGCCGCCGCCCUACCUCCUCUCAGAUUCAGAGGCCGACGCUGAGCCGCCGCAGCCGGAAACCAACCUCCCGCGGCGCCUUCGGCCCCUCCAUCGCUCGCGGCCGCCCUCGCCUUUCCUGGGCUUGGACUCGGAGGCUGAUCGCUCGUACGACGACGCGGAUGCUGUCUUGCUCCCGGACUGGGAGGUUCUUGUCCUGACUGACGCUGAGCCUGGCGCCAAGGCGACGUGCGCCUUCCAGGGCGGAGCGUCGUCCCCGGCGAGCGCGCUCGGGAGGCUGCCGGGGUCGGGCCGCCACGCCUACGUCUGCCCAAUGCCCGAGCCUGCCCGGAGCCUCCAGCCGCUCCAAGCGCCCGUGCUGCUCCCCACCUCGGCUUCCUCUGCCGAUUGCCCUGGCCGCACAUUGCUGAACUGGACUGGCCGGAUCGCGUUCAGCUCUGCAACUCUCGACAGUGGCGAUGUUCUUGUCUUUGCAAAGGGCGUCAACCAUGUUGCUGGCGGUGUCCAAUGCCUGUAUCGCUGCUGCGGCGAGACCCAUGCCGUGGUGGCCUCCUUCCCGGCCAUCACGUCCGUACAGCAGGUUACCCGGUGCCCUGCUCCACCGGUCCAUCUGAACUCCAGGAACACAGAGUUCCGUGUCACCGUGGCAGCCACGGGCGAGGAUCCGAUCCCCGCACUUGCAACUUAUCGUCCACGGCAGAGUGAAAGUGGCUUGCCGGUGGCACCGGAAAAGAACCUGAUUUGUGCAUGCACUAUGAUUCACAACGUCUCAAUGUUUCUUCGCGAAUGGGUGCUGUAUCAUGCCGCUGUCGGGGUGGACCACUUCAUCCUGUACGACAAUGGAAGUAAGGAUGACUUGGCAGAUCAAGUUGCCCAGUUGAGGUCUGCCGGAAUCAAAAUCUCUACCGUUCCUUGGCCGUGGAUCAAAAUGCAGGAAGCCGGCUUCUCCCAUUGUGCUGCAACGCACCAGAGCUCUUGCAAGUGGAUGGCCUUCAUUGAUGUCGACGAGUUCGUUUUUUCGCCGAACUGGGAACGAUCUGAGAAACCGACAAAAUCGAUGCUUGAGGCGAUUGUUCAGGUUGAUCCAGAUGUCGGGCAGGUACAUCUGUGGUGCUUUGAUUUUGGCCCCUCUGGCCAAACAUCACACCCACAGGAGGGUGUCAUCCAAGGAUACACAUGCCGUCUGAAGCAGAUUCUGCGUCACAAAUCGCUUGUUCUACUUGCUGCAGUGGACCAUUCUUUGGAGAAUGCGAUUCACCACUUCACACUGAAGGCUGGUUUCAAAAGUAUACGGAGCAUGCAGGCACGUGUGAACCAUUACAAGUAUCAGGCAUGGCCCGAGUUCAAGCAUAAGUUCAAACGACGAGUGUCCACCUACGUGGCUGACUGGAGAGAUCCGAUCAACCUUCAGUCUGCUGACCGGGCCCCCGGCUUAGGAACUGAUGGAGUCGAACCGGUUGGUUGGGCGCAAAGGUAUUGCGACAUCAAGGAUAACCUGCUUCAGCAAUUGAGCGCAAGGUGGUUCGGUAGUGGAUUGGGAAGUCAGGGAUCUCAGGAUACUUAGGCUUGGCAGUAUCUGUAACCUGCGAUUGUCUAGAAGGAUCCAGAGGCAUUAGAGAUGGAACUGUAAUCUAGUUUAAACUUGUCUCCUUGCCUCCCAGGAUCAAUCUAGAUACCAAUCUGUACAUCGCCUGCCACGUUCGGCACCUAUAAAUAAACAUCAGGCGGCCUCCAAUGGAGGUAGAGACGCUUCCACAAUUCUCACAUGGUAUCACGAGUCAUCUUCCUCUUUUAGCAAUUCAUCUAGAUUGAUCUGAUCAUGGCGAGCUCUUCCUCCAGCUGUUUCGCUUCAUUGACACCGCGACCGCCGUCUCUGAGGAAUUCCUGUCCUGCACUGACAAGGAUGGGAAGCAGCACUGACAAAUCAUUUCAUAAGGUUCACAGGAUGGCAAUUUAAGUUUGCUGAAGGUUUGGUAUCACUUCUGCUCCAGGUAGGAGAUCUUUGAGCAGGACACCAUGUACAAAAGGUUUGGUACUAAUUCUUGAAAAAAAUCGUGCUUUUUGCAGCACCAUCCUGUUGAGCCAUGAGAUCUGAACCAAUGAAUUCAGAUAACAUCUACCAUGUUUACGGAUCACUACAUGUUCUGUUGUUUGCUACUUAAUUCUCAAAAAAAUCAUGCCUUCGCAUCACCAUCCUGUGGAACCACGAGGCCUGAUCCAAUUAUUUCAGAGAACAUGUACUAUGUUUAUGGAUCACUACAUGUUCUGGUGGAACAAGAUAUGCAAGGGUCGCAACUCUAAAAAAGACUUCUGUUGUUGGAGAAGGAAUUAAUCCAUCACAGUGCUCCCUAAGAGGGCACAAGCUGCUGCUAUGGUUCUUGAAACGACAUCAUUCUCUGCAAUCCAGUAACAUGGGAACCUGCUCAGGAUGUGCCAGGUACUCUUGGAUAAGCUUUGCUGAGUUUGGCGGGAAGAAUCUCUGUAUAAGGUAAGAUCAUUUCAAAGCAGAGGGUGGCAAAUUUGAUGCAGUGAUUGCUGUCAAAUGGGCCGAGGAACAAACCAUGACUCGGGAUGAAUCACUUGUGUGAGAUUCCGAUUCGCCGAUCCAGUUCUAUGGCUGGACCUGAAGCCUCGAAGGCCGUUAGCAGGGAGAUGCCUGUUGAGCUGCUAAGCUUUCCCUCAUGAUGUGACAGUGUUUAGAGGCAAGAUUAGUUUUGCUUGCAGAGCCAACAAUCUCCUUCAUCUGGGGGCUACAGUAUAUAAUGACCCAUAGUGUCUCAUGGCUAUAUUAUAUAUCGGAGACAAGCACAUUACCCCUAAAAAAGCCGUCUCAAAGUUACGGGUGGAUUAACAAGCAAUUCGGCUCAUUAAGUUCGUGCUUGUUUUAAAAAAAAAAGAGGAGGACCCCCGCCCUCUGCAUCUGGGCAAUGCAUAUGGCCACUUUAUUAAUUAUUCUCACAAGACCUUAUAAAGUCAUGCAACAAUAAGACUAAAGCCACCAUCUAAGCAACAACUGUCGCUACUCCUAUCCAAUUGAUGAAGGGGCGCUGAUAGCCUGGGCCUAAUACCAAACAGACAUCGCAGCCAAACCUAAACAUCUAAGACCUGAGGUCCCAACCAGGAACGUCUGCUGGGUAUGAGGCCGCCGCAGCCACCUGUCACCAAUCCAUCUUCAAUGCCGUACUGCUGCACCCCCUUGCCCGGCCUCUCUGCCAUCGACACCACACCAUGACGCCUGAUAACGUCACCCUCCUGCGCGAGUCCCACGCCACACAUCGGGCGCCGAGUCUCCACUGCGCCACGCCGCCGAGAAUCGCCACCAUUAAUGUGCAGGAUGAAUCACCGCUUCACCAAUUAUUUCGUCCACUGGUCCCUCGAGCCCGUGUACACCUCCAAGAAUGACGCCACAAGAGGGAAACGACACAAUAAUGCCGCCGUCAUCCGAUCUACUGAUCUAAGGUUUCCCCUGGAGGUAGCAGAUAGUGGCCUGGAACUUCUCAACAGCAAUGCCUUCAACAAGGGAACGACACCGAAUAGUGCCGCCAUCGCCGGCCUCGGCAGUAGCCGCGAGCAGGUCUUCAACCAGAUCUGUUCCAAUGGCCUCCAUCAAGCGUCUUGUGCACGGAUCAUCCACCACCGCGGCCGAUGCGUCACCCGUCCCGAGUCCACAGCCGCCGACACAGUCCACCGACGUCCGGGGCCGCCGCCCCGGUACCAGCCCUCGCUGGCCGUCGAGUCCUGCCGCAGCACGCCCGAUGCGCAUUGGACCGGGACGCCGCCGGCCGCGACCAGGCCCCGGCCAGAUCUGGGAAGAGGAAUCACCCUCCACCGCAGCAUCUAGCCACGUGCCGGAGCAUCCAAGCGCCGCCAGCCCCCGGCCAGCGCUCGCUACGGAGCCCUGCACCCCUUGGUCGCCGCGCCCGCAAAUCCAGACCGAAGCUCCCGCGGCCCUCCUCCAGCCGCUAGAUGCUCCCAAGACGAGAGGGAAGAAGAGACCAAGGGGAAACGCCCCGCCGCCGCCGUCACUGGUCGCCGGCGGCGCCUCAGGCGGCGGCGCGACGAGGGAGGAGAAGGGGAGGGCGGUGGGUGUCGCUGGGAGUCGCCCCCCGUGUCGCCAGAGGAGGGCGACGCGGGGGUUAGUUCGUGCUUGUUAAGGCUAGUUAAGCUAAACGAUCAGAAAACCCUGCUUGGCUUGGUUCAUUUAACGCUUGUUAAGCUUGUGAGCGCUCAAGAGCGCUCGUUAACAAAUUAUGAUGUGGUACGCUCUAUAUAAUGAGUGUGUAUGCAUGAUUUCUAUGAAGGAAGAUGAUGACUAUAAAAGAAAAUACACGACUUUGUUGCCUCCUA
Messenger RNA from Aegilops tauschii subsp. strangulata, 5359 nucleotides. NCBI's taxonomy places the organism in Eukaryota, Viridiplantae, Streptophyta, Magnoliopsida, Poales, Poaceae. The record is from RefSeq and is a predicted model, not a curated record.